CUCAAUAUGGAAGAACGAUCGUGGGUUUAUAUAAUCAUGAAUCGUAGGUCCAAUAAUAAGACAAUCCUCUUUCUUCACACCUAUAUUCAUCUAUUACCAGAUCGAGAUUCGAGAGGGAAAGAGUAUAAACUAUCUACCAGACUAGUGUCUGGAUAGCAUCAAAACCAGGAAGAAUCCAGUUAAAGAUAAAGCUGUCAAGGUUGCAGCACACUUGCACUUAUACUUACUAUACUUACUACAGAUAGAUAAGAUCCCCGUAAAUCACGAUUGCUUUAGUAAGUAAAAGGGAUGAUGAAAUGUGAAGGUUCGACUGAAAAUUCACAUAAGAUAUUCUUCAAUCCUACCUACCACCUUCAUUCUGAGCAUAUUUUGAAUUCUUCACGUCAGAUUUAAAAUCAUAUAUCUAUAAACUCUUAAUAUUAAUGGCUCCUCCUCAUACUGAAUUAGCCAGCAACAACAUGUCUUCGCAAUCAAAUGAAAGUAGUCGACGAGGUAAAGAUGGACAAAGUCAACGUCUCCUCGAGGUCGAUGGUAAGAAGCCCAAUGGUAAUUCAGAAACGACACUCACUCACAGAAAAUUAGAAAAUUCCAAUGUUGAUACGAAGCCAGCCUCUAAACCGAAGCGUGGAACAUGGAGAAAAGCCUUCGGACUUCUGAAAAAGGUUGAAAUGACUGAGGAGCAGACGAAGGAGAUUAUGAGCGAAAUAAACAAGAUACAGAAGGAAAUCCAGGAAAUAGAGGAUAAUUACGAGAAUAAUCAAAAGCAGAAGAGUAUUUGGAGAAAGGAAAUUUUACGUGAAUAUGAGGAAGGGAGGAAAGAAACGAGUGCGGAAGAAGAUAAGAGAAGACUGAAACAUUUGGGCACGGAUGCACCAUACAUCCCGGAUAGAAUAAUUCAUCAGGAUGUUUUUUCAAUAGAGCAGCGCUGGAAAGAAGAUGAUAGGAUCGCGGACGCAAAGAGAGAUGAUCUACUGAGACCGCUGUAUCGGAAGGAAAAAAACCUUUAUUCGAAGUUGAAGGAAAGAGAGAGGUUGCAACAUGAAGAGCCAAAAGCAAAGGGCAAGAUAUCGACCAGGGAAGGAGAGAGACUGCAAUUGCAAAAGUUGAAAGAAAAAGACGACAUAUCGGUAGAAGAAGCAAAGAGCAGAUUGAAAAAGCUCACACCAUUCAUUGUUCCCCAACAACCCAGCUAUAUUAAGGAACGCAAGCCCUCUUCUUCGCCUGAGGAGUUGAAAAUGGAACUGAUGUUGGAAUGGGCCGAUGAAACUUGCAAGGAGUGGAUUUAUGAUCAUCUUGAGGAUUACCUUGAUACCUAUGAGAUAGAGCAGGUAAAGGAUGACUUGGCGCAAAUGCAAGAAAUCUGUGGACAGCGUAUGUUUAGGGCGACAGAGAGCGAGUGGCAAGACUGGUUGUAUGAUGCCGGCCGCGUGAUGUAUUGCAAGCUGCAGUCCAUCGUAACGACGGCGACGGAAAAGAGAACGGCAAAAGAAAGAAAUUGUGGAAGUGGAAGCGACCGCAUAAUGGUGUUGUAGAGAGCCCAGAACCCACCAGAAAGAUAUAGGGUUAAACGGAGCGGACUGCUCGCUUGCUAAUGUCGCUCUUGAAUACAUACCUAAUAUACCAUAAUUGACAACACAAUCUCAGGAUAAAUACCAUCAGUCUCAUAAGAUCCUUUUGACAGCAAAAACCUCAGCCAGAAGUUCACCAGCGUGUUUACUCCAAUUCCACAUUUCCAAAAAGCUAUCCCCGAGC
Molecule: messenger RNA, 1752 nt
Organism: Sclerotinia trifoliorum
Lineage: Eukaryota; Fungi; Ascomycota; Leotiomycetes; Helotiales; Sclerotiniaceae
Source: the annotation of a GenBank genome assembly